Vigna radiata var. radiata (mung bean) is the source of this 1877-nucleotide messenger RNA. Its product is annotated as transcription factor RAX3. Bases 245 to 1351 code for a protein of 368 amino acids. The record is from RefSeq and is a predicted model, not a curated record. NCBI's taxonomy places the organism in Eukaryota, Viridiplantae, Streptophyta, Magnoliopsida, Fabales, Fabaceae. The transcript has 3 exons.
AAAUUUCAGCAAUUUUCUAUAUCAAAUUAACAUAUACCUUUCUUUUCUGCCACACACACUAUAUAAAAAUAGCGCAAUGGAUUGUCUUGGAAUCAUGUUUAUCUCCUUCAAGUUUUUAUAUUAAUAAUUCUCAUUCUCUCUCUCUCUCUCUCCUAUAAUUCUGACUUGGGUCUGUAAUUAAAGAGUAGAAGUUGCCCCAAUCAAUCAAAAAGCUCAAAGCAGACACCAAAACCAAAAAGACAACAUGGGCAGAGCUCCUUGCUGCGACAAAGCAAACGUGAAGAAAGGUCCAUGGUCUCCAGAAGAAGAUGCUAAGCUCAAAUCCUACAUAGAAAAACAUGGCACUGGUGGUAACUGGAUUGCUUUGCCUCAAAAAAUAGGCCUUAAGCGAUGUGGCAAGAGUUGCCGCCUUAGGUGGCUGAACUAUCUUCGCCCUAAUCUCAGGCACGGUGGUUUCUCCGAGGAAGAAGACAACAUUAUUUGUAGCCUUUACAUCAGUAUCGGAAGCAGGUGGUCGGUGAUUGCUGCACAAUUGCCGGGAAGAACUGAUAAUGACAUAAAGAACUACUGGAACACGAGGCUGAAAAAGAAGCUUCUAGGGAAGCACCGAAGAGAGCCACGUAAUAGAGGCAAUUACAGCAGUGUUAAGCAAGAAAUUAGUGAUGCUAAUAGAAGGAGUAGCGAUGGUGAUUCUUCUUCCUUAUCCAUGGUUCAGGAAAAUAGUAGCACUAGUCAACAACAUCAACAACAUCAACAAUUAUGUUGGCCACAGAACAUUAACAUGCCAGUGCUGCCACUACCCAUAGUACCCUUUCCAUACACAACAAACCAAGGUCCAGGUUUCAACGACCAAGAUUCCAUCAAGAAACUCCUGAUCAAACUAGGAGGAAGAUUUUCAGGUGAUUAUUACCAGCCUACCCUUGAUGGGUUGAACCUUCAAUUCUCAUCACAAGGGCAACAAGUUUACCAAGAACAAGUCCACGUUGGUUCCUCUUCUUCUUCAGCCUGCAUUGUUGCCAACAACGAGGUACAGUUUGCACAAACUGGUCAAUACUCUGGAGUUGAUGACAUGAUGCAAGGACAAGAUGGUAAUUUCACUCCAUCAUUUGAUGAAAUGGUGCCUUCUUCUAAUUAUUCAGAUGGGUUAGAGUUCUUGUACAAUGAGGGCAUGAUCCACCACAAGAUAACAGAUUCUACUAUAACUACUACUUGUGACCAAAACACCACCACCAGCACCACCACAAAUUGGGUUGAAACCACCACUUCCAUUUAUCACCAUGAUUCACUUGCUUCCCAUUUUGAAGGUCAAGAAUGUGCUUUGCAAGAGUUUAGCUACCCAGGGGCACAAUAACAUUAUCUUUUUGUAUAUUGUUAUUUUACUGUCAUUACUAUUAUUAUUUAGCCAUUUAUCACAAGGGGAGGGGGGUAAUUGACGAUAAAAUAAGUUAUAUAUAUAUAUAUAGAUAUAGUAUGUAUAACUGUCUAUGUACUGUAGCUAUAUUAAUUUCUGCUUAGUUAGUUAGUUUUUCUCAUAAGCUAUAGUGCUGAAUGUUGAUCAUCUGCUAGGUAGUAGCAGUGUAGUUUCUCUGACUAUUGUUUUGUGUAUUGAUUUGGGUAUCGUUUAAACAUCUUUCGUGUUCUAACUGAUUUCUGCUAUGAUUUAUCAUUUAUUGUGUCCAUAGAAGACCAGUCAAACUCUAUGCAAUCUCAGAAAAAGGCACUGAUCAGUAGGGUGUGCCAUUUAGUCUGAACAAUGUGGUUGGUGUUUACGUGUACAUUUGUCUUUCAACAAAAGAAAAGAAAGGAAGAAAGAGAUACAAUGAAUUUUUAUGAUAUCUUUUAAGACAAACGUAGGUUGAAGCAUUACAUGCAUGAUA